This is a messenger RNA of Wickerhamiella sorbophila, 510 nucleotides long. RefSeq names its product Vacuolar protein-sorting-associated protein 25. Lineage: Eukaryota; Fungi; Ascomycota; Dipodascomycetes; Dipodascales; Trichomonascaceae. The record is from RefSeq and is a predicted model, not a curated record. Gene Ontology annotation, molecular function: structural molecule activity; protein homodimerization activity. The transcript has a single exon. The coding region runs from base 1 to 510 and encodes 169 amino acids. Gene Ontology annotation, biological process: protein transport to vacuole involved in ubiquitin-dependent protein catabolic process via the multivesicular body sorting pathway. Gene Ontology annotation, cellular component: ESCRT II complex.
AUGCAAGGAACUCCGGCUAUAUACGAGUUCCCUCCUUUUUUUACAAAACAGAUAAAUGAACAAACUUGGGCUGCGCAAAAAAGCAACUGGGAAAAAAUAUGCUUGAACUACUGCAAAGGUAUUAAUCAAUGGACUCUGAACAAAAAUAGCCCAGUAUUCACCAAUUCACGUAUUCAGCGGACGUUACCAGCACCAGUCAUUCUCGAGCUCUUUAACCACAUGGUGGAGGACGGCACAGCAGCAUGGAAAAUACCGAAUGAGGAAGUUUACGUUUAUAUCAAGAGCCCACAUCUGUUGGCUUCUGAGCUAGUGUCUUGGACGGAAGCGACUGGUCAUAGUGGUGCGGUCAUUACUCUGUUUGAGCUAACUAAUGGAGAUUUGUCUGGUCUUAGCAGUUUCGAAAGCCUAGAUCCCGGCAUUCUUUCACAGGUACUCGAAAUUGUUUUCAAGCAGGGGAACGCAACAGAAAUGCGCGAAGAUGGCGAAGUUGUAGGGUUAAAACUGAAGUAA